AAGAAUUUUUUGUUUUUAUCGAUUAACAUAAAAAGCACCAGUAAGAUAUAAAUGAAUUUCCCUGUUUGAAGGCACGCAUUAUCAUUUAUAGUUUUAAAUGCCAAAUUAAUACCAUAUAUUGUAUUGAUUUUUGAAAAAGAACUGUAUCGUAUCAUCAAAGAUUUAGCUAAGGCUUUGAUAUAGUGAUUUGUGGACCAUGUAUUGAGGGAAAAAAAUUAAUAAUAACUUGUAUUUCUUAUGUUCAUGUUUUCCACAGUGGUCAAAAAGUAAAGAUAAUUGUGUUUUUUAUUUAGAGUUUUGUUGUGUUCUUACAUUGUAUUUUUAUAAAGCUAUAUUUUUUGCUCCGUAUUCUUCAAAUGUUCAAUUAAAAUAAAUAAAUAAAUAAAUAAAUAAAUAAAAAAUGAGUUGUUAUUACCCUCCGUGUCGCUAGGGGGCAGUUUAAUCCCACGCCUGGAAAAAGUCCCAGUUUCCGGUUUUGGCCUUAUGAAUAUUAAUUGUUAGCGUCCUUUGUCAGUGCAAAUCCACAAUUUUCGUUAUAAUCGUUAUGUAAACAUAAGUUUAGACUAAUGGAAGUCCUCAAGAAUGGAGAACCAACUUUCACAGCCGAUGUUCCACAUCUGCAUGUCCAUGAUGAAGAGGAAAGAAGAACCUUUCUGCAUCAGGAGCAGCCAGAGUCUCCUCUGAUCAAAGAGGAAGAAGAGGAGGAGGAACUCUGCAGCAGCCAGGAUGAAGAGCAGCUGUUACUGAAGCAGGAGAUCAAAUCUGAAUGUGGAGAAAUUGUUGUAGUCCAGUUUGAUGACCUCUCAGAGAAACAUGUCUAUCAGGAGGAGACUGAUGAUGAGCAGCUACACUGGAAUCAGGCCAGGAGCUUCAGUCUGGAUGAAGAGGAACCUGAGCUUCCACAGAUAAAGGAAGAGUGGGAAGAGCACUUCGUCAGUGAGGAAGGGGAGCAGCUUGAACUGAAGCGGGAAAAUGAUGCUUUUAUGAUCACUGAGUAUGAUCAGGAAAAGAUGAAGUCCAAACCAGAACCAAGUGGGAACACAAGUCUGGAGGAAAAUGCUCAGAUCGGAGAAAGUAAUUCUGUGACUGUCCAGCAGGACACUUCUUCACAUGACAGCCUUUUUUGGUGUGGAACAUGUGGAAAAGUUUUUAAUCGACGACGCAGUUUGACUGAUCACAUGAGAAUCCACACGCGUGAAAGGCUUCCUUGUGAAAUUUGUGAAAAAACCUUUUGCCACGCAAACAGUUUGCUCUGUCACAUGAGAACUCACACAGGUGAGAGGCCUUUUAUUUGUGAAGUAUGUGAAAAAGGUUUUAUUAAAAGGAUUUACUUAAAGAUGCACAUGAGAACUCACACAGGUGAAAGGCCUUAUACCUGUGAAGUAUGUGAAAAAACAUUCGUUAGAAGUUGUCACUUUAAAAUCCACAUGAGAACUCACACAGGUGAGAAGCCUUUCACAUGUGAAAUAUGUGCAAAAAGUUUCAUUAGAAGAUGUCAAUUAAAUGUUCACAUGAGAACUCACACAGGUGAGAGGCCUUUUUCUUGUGAAAUAUGUGAAAAAAGUUUCACUCAAAGUUGUCAACUACAAGUCCACUUGAGAACUCACACAGGUGAACGGCCUUUCAGCUGUGAACUAUGUGAAAAAAGUUUCACUAAAAGUAUUCACUUGAAAGUCCACAUGAGAGCUCACACAGGAGAGAGGCCCUAUACUUGUGAAACAUGUGGCAAAAGUUACGCUCAAAGUAGUUAUUUAACUGUCCACAUGAAAACUCACACAAGUGAAAGGCCUUAUACUUGUAAAAUAUGUGGAAAAAGUUACACUCAAAGUUGUCAUUUAUCACUUCACAUGAAAAAAGCUCAUUCAGGUGAGAAGCCUCUUACUUGUAAAGUAUGAUAAAAGUUUUAAAGUACUUCCUCAAGAUUUCAUUGGAAAACUCACACCUGUUUCUCCUGAAAUAUACUCAAAGAUUACAUGAGUAAAAUGGGUGAAAGGUGUUAUUUUGUAUAAAGUGUAAAGUUUUUUUUCCAUCUUCUCCAUUAACUAUCUACAAAAGAAAUCACAAAAUUGUAAAUAUUUGUUGUAAAUUAUGUGGAAUCUGUUUUAAUGAAAGGGAUGCUUUGACUGCUAACUUGAGAGUUCACACAUCUGAAGAACCAUGGUUUACAAUCCAAAUACUAAAGUUAAUAUUCAGUCGUCUGAUUGUUACAAAAAGUGCCAACUGUUGAAACUGACUGCACCAUGUUCUGAAAAUAGAAAGGUAUUUUUUUUCUUUUAUGUGUAAAUAAUAGUUCCAUACAUGUAUUUAAAAUAUGUAAUUAAACACAGCUAUGAUGAACUACUCAAGAAGA
This is a messenger RNA of Oryzias melastigma (Indian medaka), 2350 nucleotides long. RefSeq names its product oocyte zinc finger protein XlCOF6.1. Bases 567 to 1895 code for a protein of 442 amino acids. Lineage: Eukaryota; Metazoa; Chordata; Actinopteri; Beloniformes; Adrianichthyidae. Gene Ontology annotation, biological process: regulation of transcription by RNA polymerase II. The record is from RefSeq and is a predicted model, not a curated record. Gene Ontology annotation, molecular function: chromatin insulator sequence binding. Gene Ontology annotation, cellular component: chromosome. The transcript is spliced from 3 exons.